This is a messenger RNA of Wyeomyia smithii (pitcher-plant mosquito), 327 nucleotides long. RefSeq lists its product as uncharacterized. The coding region runs from base 1 to 327 and encodes 108 amino acids. The record is from RefSeq and is a predicted model, not a curated record. Gene Ontology annotation, cellular component: centrosome; ciliary basal body. The transcript has a single exon. NCBI's taxonomy places the organism in Eukaryota, Metazoa, Arthropoda, Insecta, Diptera, Culicidae.
AUGUUCGAGGCGGCUGCACGAUUGCAAACCCAAAACCAGGAAAUGGUAAAAUGGAUCGGUUGUCUGCGCGAGAAGCGCCAGAAGCUGACGGACAAGAUAGCGCUUCAAAUGCAGGAACGAAAAACGCUGGAGAAAGAAAUAGAGCGGCUCCGAAAGCAGCUAGUCGUCCUCGAUCAGCAGCUGGAAACUAACCGACAGGAACUACACGAACAGGAAAGUAAACUAGGCGAAGCCGAGAGCGGAUACAACAAAAUAGUGGACACGAUGUCCGUUUUGCUGAUGUCAGUGCAAGCCGAUGCUAAAAGUGAGCAGAAGAAAGAACACUGA